AGUUAUGGCACGUACUUAGUGGAGCGGGUGAUGCACUUGGCACCGCCUCAAGUGAAGGGAUAUAUUCUCGACGGUGUGGUGUCUGAGGCGGGAUCAGAUCCAGAUACAAGAUUGUUCUUCUCGCACUGGGAUCGGAAUAUUUUGGCACCGACAAGAAGAUUUUUCGAACUCUGCGCGGAUCAAGAAAAUUGCCCUCUCCAGCUAAAUAUUGGUGAAAAUGAAGAUGUUUUGAGUGCUGUGCUAGAUAUUUACGGCGAAAUUGAUGAAGCGAUGAGUAACUGCGCGUUGGAAUUGAUGCUGCUCACGGGUAUCGAGACCCCAUCACAAGUACUACGUCCACUAAUGGGGUUACUUGUUCGAGAUUUUUCCGCUCGCACACUGGUUCCGUCAAUCUUAGGACGCAUGCAUCGAUGCAACAGUAAAGACCAAGAAGAACUGGAAUUGACACUGGGUCCACUGCUAGAUUUGAUCAUUCAGAAAGCCCAGGGAGUGGCAACACCAACAGGUUUUGACAACGUUAAGUUGCUAAACUCACGUCUUGCAACAACAGAAGUAGGGUCCAUUGAUCAGCUAGUGUAUUUAUUGAUUUCCUACUCGGAGCUCUGGUCUAAACCAUCGCCAACGGAAGCGGAACUUCAGGAUUUCUAUAUGGAUGGUGCCUUUUCUAUAGGGUCUGCUGCGCUGGCUCAAUACUGCCUUCUCACUGGAAAUUUAAGCCCGGCAAUCUCUACAAAUAUGAGAGACCCAGCGUGUAGUGAAAUAUCGCUCGACUUUGAAGAUAACUCUAACUAUACUCAGAGUUUCGUGUACUCUGUGGACGAAUACUCUAACAGAACAGCCUCUGUACCACCCAAUACUAGUUUACUGGUGAUCAAUGGUGGACUGGACUUCCAGACGCCGAGGGAGUUUGGGCGACAUCAAUACGAGUCGACAGCUCUGAGUGACCCUGAAACGAGUCGAAAGAUGCUGGUAGAGUUCGAUUUUGGUGCUCAUGUAUGCGGUCUCACGGCUACGACUACAGACGAUGACACGCUAGGCGAUCCAGAGCUGGUUGAUACGUCCUGCAUGGCUGACUUGCCGGAGCUUCAGUUGAAUGACGACGCGUUUUCUUUCCUGAUAGAAACUAUUAUCGAGGUGCAACGUGAACAAAUGCUGGAUGGUGGCUUUGGCUUUGGCCAGUGA
Phytophthora nicotianae INRA-310 is the source of this 1182-nucleotide messenger RNA. RefSeq lists its product as hypothetical. Bases 31 to 1182 code for a protein of 383 amino acids. Lineage: Eukaryota; Oomycota; Peronosporomycetes; Peronosporales; Peronosporaceae. The record is from RefSeq and is a predicted model, not a curated record. The transcript has 2 exons.